This is a messenger RNA of Cucumis sativus (cucumber), 618 nucleotides long. RefSeq lists its product as uncharacterized. The transcript is spliced from 2 exons. NCBI's taxonomy places the organism in Eukaryota, Viridiplantae, Streptophyta, Magnoliopsida, Cucurbitales, Cucurbitaceae. The coding region runs from base 33 to 383 and encodes 116 amino acids. The record is from RefSeq and is a predicted model, not a curated record.
ACAUAUUAUUUCAAAACUUCUUCUUAUUAGAGAUGAAGAGAGGUUCAAUGCUUUCGAAAAAUAUAGAAAAAAUAGAGAAUUCAAAUGAAAACACCAAGAAGAUGAAUGAUGAUGAUGAUGUUCAUGAUCACUGUCCUUUCUUUUUGUCCAUCUUCAAAUUGGUCUUCCAAAUUACCAUGGCAUUUUAUAGGUUUCUAGGUUUCUGUGUUCCCAGUUCGACUCUGCCAUCAUCGGAAGAUUCUUACCCCGUUGACCCACAUCCGCCUCCGAAAACGGAUGACCCACCGAUUGAAAAUUCGGGGGAGGAAGAACGUGAGUUUGCUAGACGGAAUCCGCCGCCGCCACCGCCGCCUAGCAAUGGCGGUGGCGGUCGAACGAACUGAUCACCAGGUGGCGGUGUUUUGUGGUCUAAUAUGGACGUCCGGUCGACAGCCACUUACAAUGAUCAUGAAUUAAUGUACAAAUAUUUUUAUCAUAUGAAUAAAUGUAUUAACUUAAUGAAGUUAUUUUUCUUAGAGCUAAGCACUAAAAAAAUAGAGAGAUCUGAUAUGUAGUUGUUUAAAAUUUCAUGUUUAUUCUAUUUUAAUUUAUACAUUCUUAUACCUUCUUCUACUUUCA